Messenger RNA from Pipistrellus kuhlii (Kuhl's pipistrelle), 3302 nucleotides. RefSeq names its product myomesin-2-like. The record is from RefSeq and is a predicted model, not a curated record. Lineage: Eukaryota; Metazoa; Chordata; Mammalia; Chiroptera; Vespertilionidae. Gene Ontology annotation, molecular function: protein binding. The annotation marks the transcript as partial. The transcript has 23 exons.
CCUCCAGAACAGCCGUGUCCGCUCAGCCCGGCUGUGAUUUACGUCCCUGUCACUGUGGGCGAGAAGCCCUGUGUCUAUAUAUGGCAGGUCCUUGGCCAUAAAUGGGGCGGGACAGGCUCUGCCCAGACGCCGGGCACUGCUUCCUAAGCUGGGCACUGUGUCCUGAGCCAGACACUGCCGUCCUGAGCCGGGCGCUGCCGUCCUGAGCCGGACUCUCCUGAGCUCGGCUUUGCUGUCCUCAGCCGGGCACUGCUUCCCCUUGCACCGUCCUACCCUCUGGGUGAACGCCAGGAUGUCGCUGGUCACCCUGCCUUUCUACCAGCGGAGGCACAAGCACUUCGACCAGUCAUACCGCAAUGUGCAGACCCGGUACCUCAUGAACGAAUACGCAGCCAAGCUGCGCUCGUCCUCCCAGUCCUCCUCCCGCUUGUCCUCCUCCCAGCAGUCCCUCAGCGAGCAGACCCAGGCGACCUCCCGGCGAGCGGCCGGCCAGCGGCUGCUGGCCCAGGGCUCCGUGUGCCGGCUCUGCGCCAAGAGGCUGGGCUCCGAGCAGGAGGAGAGCGAGCACGAGCAUGAGAGCAAGAGAAGGUACGAGUCGCAGACGGCGCUGUACGGGGAGGCCAAGCGGGAGCGCUUCCUGCGGGAGCUGGCGGGGCUGGAGGACGACGUGUACCAGGCGCGGGUGCAGGCGCGGGCGCAGCUGGACCGAUACGCCAUGCAGCAGGCGGACCGGUUCGACAGGCAGCAGGCGGCGGAGGACGCGCUGACCUGGGAGCGCCGUGUGUUCGAGGAGCGGAUGCGGCGGGCGCCCGAGAUCCUGGUGCGGCUGCGCUCGCACACGGUGUGGGAGCGCAUGUCCGUGACGCUGUGCUUCACCGUGCAGGGCUUCCCCACGCCCGUGGUGCAGUGGUACAAAGACGGCGUCCUGAUCAGCCAGGCCGCCGAGCCCGGCAAGUACAGGAUCGAGAGCAAGUACGGAGUGCACACGCUGGAGAUCCACAGGGCGGACUUCGACGACACGGCCACGUACUCCGCCGUGGCCACCAACGUGCAUGGGCAGGCCUCCACCAACGCCGCCGUGGUGGUGAAAAGGUUCCGAGCGGAAGAGGAGCCGAUUCGCUCGAUGGGACUCCCGAUCGGCUUGCCCUUGCCGUCCGUGGUUCCGUACACGCACUUCGACGUCCAGUUCCUGGAGAAGUUCGGGGUGACCUUCCGGAGGGAGGGCGAGACGGUCACGCUGAAGUGCACGCUGCUGGUGACACCGGACCUGAAGCGCGUGCAGCCGCGGGUCGAGUGGUACCGGGACGACGUGCUGCUGAGGGAGUCGCCGUGGACGCGGAUGUUCUUCGGGGAGGGCCAGGCGGCGCUGUCCUUCAGCCAGCUCAGCAAGGACGACGAGGGCCUCUACACGCUGCGAGUGCUGUCCCGCGGCGGCGUGAGCGAGCACCGCGCCUUCCUCUUCGUCAGAGAUGCGGACCCGCUGGUCACAGGGGCUCCGGGCGCGCCCGUGGACGUGCGGUGCCACGACGCCAACCGUGAUUACGUCAUCGUCACCUGGAAGCCGCCCAACACCACCUCUGAGGGCGCCGUCAUCGGCUACUUCGUCGACCGGUGUGAGGUGGGAACCAACAACUGGGUGCAGUGCAACGAUGCCCCCGUCAAAGUCUGCAAGUACCCGGUGACGGGGCUGCUGGAGGGCCGGUCCUACGAGUUCCGUGUCCGCGCCAUCAACAGCGCCGGCGUCAGCCGGCCGUCCCGCGCCUCGGAGGCCGUGGCCGCCCUCGACCCCGCCGACCUCCAGAGGUUACACGCCGUCCGCCUGGGGGAAGAUAAGGAGAUUGUGAUCUCUCAGGAUGAGCUUGAAGGCGACGUGCUGAUCCCGGGGCCGCCCACCAACGUGCAUGCCUCGGAGGUCAGCAGGACCUACGUGGUCCUCAGCUGGGAUCCCCCCACGCCCCGGGGCCGGGAGCCCCUGACCUACUUCAUCGAGAAGUCCAUGGUGGGCAGCGGCAGCUGGCAGCGGGUCAAUGCCCAGACAGCGGUCCGGUCACCGCGCUACGCCGUCUUUGACCUCGCCGAGGGGAAGCCCUACGUGUUCCGGGUUCUGUCCGCCAACAAGCACGGGCUGAGCGACCCGUCAGAGAUCACGCCCCCCAUCCAGGCCCAGGAGACCACGGUAACUCCCUCAGCGCCGGGCCGGGUCCUCGUCUCCCGGGACACGAAGACGUCGGUCGUGGUGGAGUGGGACCGGCCCAAGCACCACGAGGACCUGCUUGGCUACUACGUGGACUGCUGCGUGGCGGGCUCCAACGUGUGGGAGCCCUGCAACCACAAGCCCAUCGGGUACAACAGGUUCGUGGUGCACGGCCUGACCACGGGCGAGCAGUACAUCUUCCGCGUGAAAGCCGUGAACGCCGUGGGCACCAGCGAGAACUCGCAGGAGUCGGACCCCAUCAAGGUCCAGGCCGCGCUCACCGUGCCCUCCCACCCGGUCGGGAUCACGCUGCUGAGCUGCGACGGCCGCUCCAUGACGCUGGGCUGGAAGGAGCCCCGGUUCAGCGGGGGCGCGCCUGUGCUGGGCUACUUCGUGGACAAGCGCGAGGCCCAGCACCACAGCUGGCACGAGGUCAACGCCGCGCCUGUGCGGGAGCGGCUGCUGACGGUGGACGGCUUGACCGAGGGCGCGUCCUACGAGUUCAAGAUCGCCGCCUCCAACCUGGUGGGCAUUGGGCAGCCCUCAGACCCCAGCGAGCACUUCCUGUGCGAGGCCUGGACGGCGCCCGAGCCAGGCCCCACCUACGACCUGACCUUCUGUGAGGUCCGGGACACCUCGCUGGUGCUGCUGUGGAAGGCGCCCGUGUACGCAGGCAGCGGCCCGGUGACCGGCUACUUCGUGGACUACCGGGAGGAGGGCUCCGAGGAGUGGACCCCCGUCAGCGAGGCGCCCACGGCUAACCGCUACCUGAAGGUGUGUGACCUGCAGCAGGGCCACAGCUACGUCUUCCGAGUGCGGGCGGCGAAUGCCAGUGGCGUGGGGAGGCCGUCCGAGCCCUCGGAGCCUGUGCUGCUGGAGGCCCGGCCGGGCACGAAGGAGGUCAGCGCGGGGGUGGACGAGGAGGGCAACAUCUACCUUAGCUUCGACUGCCCCGAGAUGACCGACGCCUCGCGCUUCACCUGGUGCAAGGCCUACGAGGAGCUCGCCGACGAGGACCGGUUCCAGGUGGAGACCGCCGGCGACCACUCCAAGCUGAUCUUCAAGAACCCGGAGAAGGGGGACCUGGGCACCUACUCGGUGUCUGUGA